UAACCUAACCUACACUUUGCGCGCGUGUUCAGAGUGUUCCGACUUCAGAGCUUACAGAGUUCAGACUUUCAAGACUAAUCAGACUCGCUCAUUUAGUCUUCCACUGGGUUUUCUCUUCGGUCUCUCGGUGUUCGUCAUUAUGUGGAACGAGAGCUCCGCGGGCGGUGGAGGUGGAUUUCUGGACGACAGCACCACGCAGGCCGGUACCGCCAAGAAAACAAACAAUGAGAAGAGCAUCGUCCCCGUGCUGAUAAAACACAUCACGUCCACCACGGGAGACCUGCAGAUCGCCGGCAGAACCGUGAAUAUUCUGUCGAUCGUCGGAAUCGUACGUCACAUCGAGCAGGACACGACAAAAAUCUCGUACACUAUCCAGGAUGACACAGGUACCCUUACAGCUGUCAUGUGGCUAGAAGCAGAUAAGAAUCCUGCGGAAAGUAACAAUGAUAUACAAGUUAACACAUACGUGCGAGUUCACGGGCUGAUUCGUGCACAAAAUAACAAACGAAAUGUCUUGAUCCUACGUAUGCAUCCUCUGGAGGACUUGAACGAACUGACGUGCCACUUUAUGGAGGUCAUGUGUUUCAUAUUGACGGCCAGCAAACCCACGGAAGAGUCCUUACCACCUACCAACAAUUCAUUGAUGGUUGACAGUACGAUGAGUGGAAUGUCGCCUGAGCAAAUAGCGGUUCUCGAGGUUGUUCGAUCAGCGAACGAUUCUGAGUGCGGCAUCGAGAAACGGAAUAUUCUGGCGCAAAUACCGAAACAAAUUGUAUCCCGUCUAGAUGAGAUCCUAGACUUUCUCCUCUCCGAAGGACAUAUUUAUACAACCAGUUCAGAGGAUUUCUUUAAAGCUACCUGAGUCACGAAUUGCCUCUAAAAAAUUCGAUAUAUUUAAGGAUUACGAUCUACAUUUAUAUUAAAUAAGAAACAACGCACGUACAUUCAUGUUACUUCAUGUUUAUUGUAAUUUAUUCUCACUGUUGAUCUUAUGUUAGCUAUUAAGAAAAGUAAUACUUUUUCCUUGGCAUAAAGAGAAUAAAGCAAAUGAUACUUUUGUCUCGAAUAUAUAUCAAUGUAUUUUCGUUAAGCUUAAAGGUAUAUUUAAAUAAUAAAGCGUUCAUAUAUAAUAAAAAAUAUGUAUAAAAGUA
This is a messenger RNA of Wasmannia auropunctata (little fire ant), 1151 nucleotides long. RefSeq names its product replication protein A 32 kDa subunit (gene RPA2). Lineage: Eukaryota; Metazoa; Arthropoda; Insecta; Hymenoptera; Formicidae. Gene Ontology annotation, molecular function: nucleic acid binding. Gene Ontology annotation, biological process: double-strand break repair via homologous recombination; nucleotide-excision repair; DNA replication. Bases 140 to 862 code for a protein of 240 amino acids. Gene Ontology annotation, cellular component: site of double-strand break; chromosome, telomeric region; DNA replication factor A complex. The transcript has 2 exons. The record is from RefSeq and is a predicted model, not a curated record.